This is a messenger RNA of Giardia duodenalis, 1563 nucleotides long. RefSeq lists its product as uncharacterized. The record is from RefSeq and is a predicted model, not a curated record. Lineage: Eukaryota; Fornicata; Diplomonadida; Hexamitidae. The transcript has a single exon. Bases 1 to 1563 code for a protein of 520 amino acids.
AUGAGUGGCGAAAAUGAGUAUGAAGACGACUUCCUGAGCUAUCAGUCUGAUUUUGAUCCAUCUUCUGAGCAAGAUAGUCCACAGCAGACUUUAAAGGAGGCGUACCAGGCUCUCGAGCUCAAGGGCAAUGCAUAUACGGCCCCAUCAAAUAUCACCAUCUCACAAGGAACGAUAGCCUUCUCACAGCCCCCCAUGGACUAUCGCAAGAAGUGCAUUGAAGGAAUCUGCAAGGAACAAUUUGUCAGAACGCUGCAACAGUUUGUUUCUCGAGGAACCUCCACAUACCAUGCUACCGAGUCUAUCACCAGAGGAGUCCAGAUGCCGUCUCUCCUGACCAAUCACGGGUUUGAUCAGGGCGGAGUUACCUUGGCUGAGUCUCUCAUGACCAUUGCCUUGACUGGUCAGGCCAAGAGUAGCGACAUGGAAGAUCUGCCUGCGCAGACUGCACAGGUACGCAACAAAUCCAUCCUGAGGAAUUUAAAUAUGAUGAAGGAGAAGCUCAUCACUCGGGGGACUCGCGAGACUAGGAUGGGGUUUCUGAUGGAGCAGUGCGUGCCAUUUCCUGGGGGCUUUGUAGCACUCAUAGCCGUAAAGCUUCUCGAGGAAGAGCUUGAGGAGUCGUAUCCUUUAGAAGAGGAGGUUUACUAUCCAUUGAAUAGAGUCCUUAUGUACCAAUUUCUUCUUAUCUCGUGUGAUUUGUCUCUUACAGUUACACACAUCUACACUGGGAGAUCGGGCGCGCAGCAGCGUAUGCCAGUCGACUUUAUUUUAGUGCCAAGUGAAAACGAUAUACCCCCAAGAAUCGUCUUGUUCUCCCGGCGCAUUAGCCACAUGGGGAAGGACACGACUCAACCAAAAAGACCGUAUGCAAGUAACGACAUAUCUAUUCUCACCGUUCCAUUCCUAGAGGGAUUCUACGAGGUCCCAUAUAAGCCCUCAGACAACUUCUCUCCGCCCCCAAGCAAAAUCCUAUGGCGCGUAGCGCACAGAGUGGCCAAGAAUAUUACAGUUAUUGGCCUAGGCGAUGACGGCUCGCUCUAUUCUUGGGUGUAUGACGACCUAAACUGUGAAAUCUCCGUUUGCCCGGUUACAAUUGGAUCACUCGCAGAUGGGAUUGCCGUCCUCUCCAUUCAUAGCAUUUCGUUUUCAUCACACUCUGCAGACAAGAAUGUACUUAUGCAUAUGACAAACGGAACACUCUUAGUCGUACAAUUCAUGGCACACCAUGCACUUGCUUCAGAGAUUCAACGGUUACUCGAGUCAUGUUCGGCUGUCUCCACUAUCGCGCCAGGCACGGCCUUAAGUCAGAAUGCAUAUUAUAAUCCUCUACACACUGCAGUGCGGUCUGUCAAACGAAUUCCACACGUGACUAUCAGGUCAGCAUCAGCUCUAUAUAACGGUAUAACAUGUAUACAGUAUACAGAUGGGGUGAUUGAGUGCUUUGGACCUGCCAUUAGCGAGCGCCUGGGAGUAUGUCUGAUGCGCAAGGAUGGACUAGACGUUCUUAUGGGAUUUAUUUCUGAGGCCACCGCAGAGAGGAUCCAUAAGGAACUUCAGGACUGA